Suillus clintonianus is the source of this 3798-nucleotide messenger RNA. RefSeq lists its product as uncharacterized. NCBI's taxonomy places the organism in Eukaryota, Fungi, Basidiomycota, Agaricomycetes, Boletales, Suillaceae. Bases 1 to 3798 code for a protein of 1265 amino acids. The record is from RefSeq and is a predicted model, not a curated record. The transcript is spliced from 16 exons.
AUGUCUCAGAAAAGCCUCAGUAAUCACGAGGCUCGGUGUGAUGCCAGUAAGAGCCUGGAUGUUGACAUCUAUAAACAGCAGCGCCGUCUGGAGAAGCAAAUGCGCCGGAAGAAAAAAAGGCAAUGUGUUACGGCUCCCAAUGCAGCUUCCUCACAAGAAGGCGGAGAUACGAGUCACAAUGCUCGUCGACUAAGUCCUGAAGAUCGGAUGGAUGUCAACAAUGAUCAUAUGUUUGAUCAUGAUCAUAUGCACGAGGAUAGAGCACUGAGCAGGAAUAUGCUCCGUCGGUGGAUCAUAAAAAAUGACGAAACAUUAAUGUUCAAUUGUCCGGGAGUCGCCAAGCGGAUGGCCUCAGGUUCAUUCGAAGUCCAACCUGGGAUGGCACAAGAGCUACUCAUUCAACAGGCUCAUUCGGUCUGUCCUCAGCUCGCUAUGCCCGAUGGAGAAUUUCCCCACCCUGAUGUUUGGACACCUGUCGUUGGGGACAAAUGGGUCUGCAGCCUUUGCCAGGACAACAAGUCUCAUACUCGGCGGGCAGCAAAGGUACACGAGAGGACAAGAACACAUCAAGAUUCCAUCAAAUAUCACUUGAAAAAACAGCAGCAUUGCAUGGACGGCUCAGCGGAAGCCAAAGCUCAAUCUGCGAAUGCAAAGUCCAUUGCGGGACUUCAUCUGCUGCUGGAUGACAUGGCCACUCCUAAUUCUGAGCUGCCAGUGGGCGGCGACUCAGCGGACAACAUCUUCGACUAUUUUGCCACAACGGCUGGUGACAUUGGCGGUGGAGAUAACAGCGACAAUUUCGAAAAAUCUGUUCCCGCGGUCAUGAAGGCAAUGAUUGCUCAAGGGUUGAGCGACUUUUUGGAUGAAGGUGACCUCUUGGAUGAUCAGGCAGCUGAGAUGUCAGAAGAUGAGGGAUUCUCUAAUACGAGGCGGAUGCAGCAUGACGAUGAUGGCACUGACAACACUGACAUCCGAGCUGGAACUGGCUGGGAUCAAAAUCAUUCUCGACAACAUAUUGUCAACGAGGAGUGGUUUCCAUGGCCAGAUAAGAUUACAUGCACGCUCAAUAUUCUCAUGCACCUCCCACGUUCAGUUUUUUCAGAGCGACAAAUUGAUAUUUUGCUGUGGCUACUUCGGGUCAAUAAUGUGAAUAACGUGCCUUCUGUAAAGUCUGUCAAAUGUGUUCAAGACACAAUUCAAAGAUUGUGUGGCAUCCGCUCGAUUCCUUAUGACGGUGCUCUUGGGCAUAGAUACUAUGUCAACUCAUUGGCUGACCUUAUUCAGCAGGAAAUGAUGAAUCCUCGGGUUCACCCACUGCUGCACUUUUACCCUGAAGAUGCUGGUCCGAAACUGAAUGAAACUUGGCAAGCCAAACACUGGCUCGAGGAACUUGAUCCAGAGCUGCUUACGCCCGUCGUUAGACUGCAAAAUCAAGAUUUCUUUGUGUUCGAACCUGCACUGCUAACCAGUGGCCAAGCCUGUAUGCCGUUUCGCUGGUUCACCCAUUGCAAGAAAAUGUAUGCGAGGGCUUGGCGAUUGCAGCCAGUCACUCAUGAAAGCUGUGGGUGGGUUGUACGACAAUUUGAAUCGUUUGAGGUCUCGGAAGAUGACCUCCUUGUAUCGUUCAAAAAUUGGAGUUUGAGUGAGGCGACGUCUGGACUACCUCGUGCAUGCCAGAUCUAUGGAUUGCCGCGAGCAGCGGUCCAUCAAGAGUACAAUGUCCAUUUUCUUUGUACUUCAAAUCUUGCCCCUCCACUCGAGAUGUUAGACGGCAUUGUCAAUCAACUUGAAGAUGCAUGGAAGCACGGUAUCUGGGCCUGGGACUGUGUCCACGAGGAAUAUGUUCUUGUAAUUCCUUCAGUGUUGGCCUUGCUCGGAGACAACCCUAUGCAAAGUGAAAUGGCAUGUCACAUUGGUUCAAUGGGGAAAUAUUUUUGCCGCGUCUGCAAAGUGAAGGGUCGCGAGGCAGUGGGGAAGGAGAGUAAUUCUGGACGAGCAGAUGCCAUGCAACCCGAAGAUGGUGACAAUGGCAUAGGCGAGGAGAAACGAAGAAAAGAGACUAUGGAAGAGUUAGUAACUCGUGCUAAGCGGUUCGUCAAGAUAGGAGAAGCACGUUGCAAGGACGAAACUGUCGCUGAACUUAAGUCCAUGUUUGUUGAUGCAUCGACGGUUGGGAACCAGAGCAGGAUCAAGCAAAGAAAAACUUCCACCGGCAUCAAGGAUACUUUCCUCGACUCAUUCCUGAAUUGUCUAGCUGAAUCAUACAGCAAAAUUCGUGGAGGCAAUAGUGCAAAGCAGGAAGCUCUCGACAGAGUAAAAGAGACAUUGCCUGAAAAUGUUAUCAGUCCUGUGUGGCGAAUCAAAGGUCUCGAUCCCCACACAGGCACACCUGUGGAAAUCUUGCACACCAUCCUUCUUGGAUUUGUCAAAUAUUUUUGGUGUGAUGCGAUCUCAAUAUGGAUCGGGAAAAACAAGUUGAAGCGCGAGCUUUUGGAGACUCGCAUCUCUUCUGUCGACGUUGCAGGUCUCGGACUCAGUCGUCUUAAUGGCCACACCCUUGUUCAGUACACAGGAUCUCUUGUUGGUCGUGAUUUUCGGGCCAUUGCACAGAUCACACCCUUUGUGCUCCAUGACUUGGUACCCAAAGAUUGCUAUGAUACCUGGGUUGCUCUGUCGAACUUGAUACCACUUGUUUGGCAGCCUCAAAUUGAUAAUUCUGCAGAACAUCUGGUGGCCGCUUUGUUUGCAACAGAGUCUUUUGAAUCCUUCAAUGCAGUCAUCCGUGCGAAGAGCAUCCACUCGAACCGUCGUGCUCCUUCUCGAGAUAUUGCACAUUCUUUUGCCCAAGGAAGUCGGAUUCGUCAUAUACUCUCGGGGGCACAGAUACUCAUCCGUAACCUCAAUACCGAAGCCCACAACUCUGGUGGCCCCAUCCAACUUGAAGUCUCCAAUCCUUUGUCAGGCAUGCAUGGACCACCCAAGUCGGAGGACAAAGUCGUUGUUGGGAAGGGCCCAUUGAGCCUUAUUCAACGACCAAAUAUUAUCACAGAUUAUCUUGGACUCGACACUCUACAAGACACUACGAAAUAUGCAACCGAGACAGGGCAACAUUUCCCUGAUGCACUCGCAUCACUUCCACGUAACAUUCUGGAAGGAAAUAAUUUCCGAACUUGCAAGUCCGUUGUUCUUUUUAAUGGAGAUAUUUGUAAAAUCGGAGAUUGGGUCCUUGUGGUCAAUCAGACGCCAGGACAGUCUCCCAUAGUAGCGUGUGUACGAGAACUAAUUCAACGUAAAGAUUCAGAUGCAGAUAUACUUCUGCGUCCAGAUGCAGUUCUGCUUGAACGUGGAAUUAUUGGUGAAGCAGUUGCACCUUACUCCAUGCCUGCUGUAAAGGCACAUGGCAGAUUUUUACUUUAUCCUAUCGAGCAUCAAUGUCAAGUGUACAAAUGUGCAGCUUCCGACACUGAGUUCAUUUACGAAGAACAGGCCAAGACCUCAAAAACAAAGCUCGUAAUACAUCAUAGUGGGGACCCUGGUGACUUCAUCCUCAACACUGCGCAAAUGCAUGAUGCAAAGCACAUGCAGGGUCUUCGAACACCAAUUCAAGAACCAGAUAUGAACCUUGUGAUUCUCGAGGGUGCUGCAAGGGAGAUUCGGACAUGUAGUACUGAUGACACCACGAGUGGAGCUUCUUUGGCAUCUACAUCAGCACGUAGGCCGCGUGGACGAGGUGGACACGGUCAUCAAGUUCAUACAUCAUUACAGCAACACAAUCAUAUACAGUCUCUACGAGUAUGA